CACAAUCAGUAAAGGGGAAAUAGUUUUACACAGCAUUGUAUUUUGGGAUGUAAGAGGAACAUUGUAACACUAGAGGACAGCAGAUACAUUGUCGUGUGGCAGUGGAAUGAACAGGGCGUAGUUUAAAAUGCUUCUCCCCACCCACACCACGCGGACCAAGAAGUACGGCAUGCGGAAUGGGCCAGUCGCCCUCCUUUUCCUCACCAUCGAGAGCGUCCAGUCAUAGAAGGAAUUAUGACUGUUCGCCGAGCAAAUCGAGUGCCAGUCGGGGCGCAUUAAAACCAGGAGUUGCGUUGAGACAGCAGUGAACUGACGGGGUUAGAAAAAGUAGCCUACACGAACGGGUGAAAACCAGAACACAAACGACAGGUUGCUUAGUCGGACGGUGUGUGGAAGCACUUUCUCAUCAAGGCGUACAAAGGAGAAAACACAGUGAGGGCAUCUUUGGCGAUGGAAGCCUAUCCGGUAAUCAUGUGCUGACUUGGACUGUCGGAGAGGCGGGCGGCUUCAUACGCUGAAGCAAAGUUCGAUGCGCUUUGGCACCGGUUCACCCUUUUACGGGUUUGCGUGCGCUCGCCUUGGAGUUUAUCAAUGUGUCGGUUCAAACAGAACGGGAAAGGACAAUGAUUGGAAUGUCUCUCCGAGGACCAUGGAAGAAAAGUUUGGAGAGAGCUGUGAAAAAGCCGAAAGCAAAAGCCAAUCGGACGUCGCACUACCCGCCAGAUCAAUACCAUUUACAGCUACAGAUUUGAGGCCACACUCGUCUGAUUUGACUCUAUCCUUGGGACCCCCCGAUACCCUUUCUGAUUGUAACACAUUCCCAUGCCUUCAUGUUAAAAUGACAAAAACACCCAAAACGCACCAUGCGUCUAAAUCAGGUGGUCUGGACGAACGAAGCUCCUACCUCCCAAGGCCUAGUUCUACCGAGAACCCAGACCAGGAAUGUUCUUUUCAUCAAGUCACCAAAGACUUCUCUGUUCAAAGGGGCACUUCAGUCAGCUACCUGGGCACCAUUCCUCGUCUUGUCAUCACACCGAGUCCUGGUUCUGGACCACAGUCGCGUGACAUGGGAGAGUCUCUUGACCAACACGCAGAUGAAGAGUCGCCCUGUUCGGAUAGUGGAUGUGGAGGCUCCCCUGUGCCGUCGAUCUCUUUUCGAAAACUCUCCAGCUCUUCUUCUACGUGUCUGUCCUCCGCUUCAUCCUUCGAGGAAUCCGAGGACGAUAUGACUGGUAGUGACCUGGAGCCGAACAGCCUCUCCCCGGGUGCAUACAACAUGUUGGGCAGAACACCAGACGAUGUGACAGGGACCAAGUCGUGGAAGAAGCUGAAGACCAUGGUUCACUGGUCGCCAUUAGUCGUGGCUUUCAAGAAACGCUGGGUGCAGUUGGCCGGACAUGCAGGUAGUUUCCAGGCGGGGGAGUACGGGAGGCUGCUGAAGAGGUACUGCGAGUGCGAGCACCUGAGUCUGGCUGCCCUGAUGGAGGACGUGCUGCGUCCCUUUGUGCCGGGCUACUACGGGGUGGUGCAGCGCGACGAGCAGGACUACAACCUCAUGGAGGACCUGCUGGCCGACUUCGACUCGCCCUCCAUCAUGGACUGCAAGAUGGGCAGCAGGACGUAUCUGGAGGAGGAGCUGGCGAAGGCCCGUGAGCACCCACGGCUGCGGAGGGACAUGUACGAGAAGAUGGUGGCCGUGGAUCCGCUGGCGCCCAGCCCUGAGGAGCACGCGCAGCAGGCCGUGCUCAAGCCGCGCUACAUGCAGUGGAGGGAGACCCUCAGCUCCACCGCCACCCUCGGAUUCCGCAUCGAAGGCAUCAAGAAAGCGGAUGGGACCUGCAACACAAACUUCAAAAAAACAAAAGACCAAGAGCAAGUGAUGAAGGCUCUGAGCGACUUUGUGGAUGGCAAUAUGCCGAUUCUGAGAGCCUAUCUCCAGAGGCUGGAGGAGAUGCGGUCUGUUCUGGAGACGUCAGACUUCUUCAGGACUCACGAGGUGGUGGGCAGCUCUCUGUUGUUCGUGCACGACAGCUCGGGGAAGGCGCGAGUGUGGAUGAUCGAUUUCGGAAAGACGGUUCCCGUUCCACCCCCGCGCACCCUGGACCACCGCACGCCCUGGCAGGAAGGCAACCGCGAGGACGGCUACCUGUGGGGCCUGGACAACCUCAUCCAUAUCUUCAGGGCCAUCCUGCCUGGUGGCUAGCGCUAACUCUAUACCCCGAGGAGAACCUCCUCCUGGCCUACAUUGCUACCACCACCAACUCCUCAAUCUUCCGUCAAGAUAAGGUGGAAUGGUUCGGUUAGAGAAACGCCUUCCUCUAGCUUCUAGAAAAAACAUUGUUGACACCGUAUGAGGAGCAACAUGAAAGGAAUCAGCUGGCAGAGAUCAUGAAAAGAAGAGCAAACUUUUGAAGGGCACAUGCUCAAUAGAGCUAAUCCCCCUUGCCCUGGUGCCUUUUGCUGCCUAUGCGACGCAUACUUUGUUGUUCCUGUGAAAAUACACGUACGUAUGUACUGCCUUCAAGCUGUUUGACACAUACUUCUGGCAUUUGGGUUGACGACUCAUGUUUUUGCCUUACACGGAAAAAAAAAACACGUUUGGCUGGUUCUCACGGCCGACUCUGUUCAAUUUCUGGAUUUCUGCCCUCUGGUGGAGGAAAAGGGAAACGCCAAGUGCUUCUGGCUGCCAUUGGGCCAGAAGGAGUAGGAGCAGCUUUAUGGAAAACAUGGACCAAGAAAGAUUUUUUUUUUUGUUAACCAGAGACUUGGCUAAUUUUCCUUUUAAAAAAUGGCUAAAUACGCUACAACACUAGUGCACACUGGAUUUUUUUCUGGUGUCUUUUUUUAAAUUGUAAAUAUAUCUUUUUUUAUUUAAUUUUA
Molecule: messenger RNA, 2880 nt
Organism: Engraulis encrasicolus (European anchovy)
Lineage: Eukaryota; Metazoa; Chordata; Actinopteri; Clupeiformes; Engraulidae
Gene: itpkcb
Product: inositol-trisphosphate 3-kinase Cb
Exons: 7
Coding region: 530-2203 (557 amino acids)
Biological process (GO): inositol phosphate biosynthetic process
Cellular component (GO): cytoplasm; nucleus
Molecular function (GO): inositol-1,4,5-trisphosphate 3-kinase activity; inositol tetrakisphosphate kinase activity
Source: RefSeq, a predicted model, not a curated record